Papilio machaon (common yellow swallowtail) is the source of this 1054-nucleotide messenger RNA. RefSeq names its product pancreatic triacylglycerol lipase. The transcript has 5 exons. Gene Ontology annotation, biological process: lipid metabolic process. The record is from RefSeq and is a predicted model, not a curated record. Gene Ontology annotation, molecular function: lipase activity. Lineage: Eukaryota; Metazoa; Arthropoda; Insecta; Lepidoptera; Papilionidae. The coding region runs from base 24 to 1022 and encodes 332 amino acids.
UAAAGUCUUCAUUGCCUUUCGCCAUGGAACUCAUAGUGUUCAUCGUGUCAGUUAUAAUGUUGUGCUUUGGUAAUGCCAUCUCGGUGAUUCCUGGUGACAACAGCCAUUACAUUGAGGGUGUCAGUCGCUACAUUUGGAUGCCUGACGGUGAAGACGUGCCCCACCUCGUAGACUUGCAAGAAGAACCCGAUAUGGAACUAUUGACGGCUAGAGAUAGCAGUUACAAUCAAUACUGGCUUUAUACCAGAUCUAACCCUGACUCUGCACAAAUCAUAACUUAUGAGGAUAAAGAGUCAAUUUUCAAUUCGAGUUACGAUGGUAACAAGCCUAUAAAAGUUAUAGUACAUGGUUGGAAUAACGAUGGUAAUUCAAACGUGAAUAGGAUGGUGAAAACUGCUAUCCUCGAAACACUAGACGCGAAUGUUAUAGUAGUGGACUGGAAACGAUUGGCGAGCUCUAAUUACGUAUCAGCGACUAAUGGUAUCCCAGAUGUGGGCGAGCAUCUUGGUUACUUCUUGACAUGGUUGAUUGAGAGCGCCGGUGGAGAAUGGAACAAGGUACACCUGAUCGGCUUCAGCUUGGGCGCCCACGCUGUUGGUAUAGCUGGUCGUACAGCUGGCGGCAAGCCAGCAAGAGUAACAGCUCUGGACCCAGCAGGUCCUCUAUGGGUGGGCAAUCCUCAAGCUUUGAACACCAGUUCUGCACAUUACGUGGAAGCUAUUCACACGGACGGCGGUUUCCUGGGCAUGUCUGAGGCGCUAGCUCACGGUGAUUUCUUCCCCAACAGCGGAAAGCAUCCGCAGCCGGGCUGCUGGAUCAGCACUUGCUCUCACAGUCGCUCCUACAGACUCUUCGCCUCCAGUAUAUACACAGACCAUUUUGUAGCGAAACGAUGCAAUGAUACCAAUGAAGCGCAUAACAACCAAUGCACUGGUAGCGAAUUCAAUAUGGGCAACUGUGAUAUAACUAAACGAGGAUCUGGUAUGUACGGGUUGAGUACAGAACGAAAAUGGCCUUUCUGAAAACCCCGAUUUAUUAUUUGGUCAAUUUUAAU